CAAUUCACCAUUUUUUAAUUUCACAAAGGAGAGCCUGAUGGUCAGAGGAGUAAGUCUCUGGGCUGGAGUGAGAGGCAGGGAGGGGCUGGACUGGGUAGGGUGGGCCUCAGUUCUGUGGAUGUUCGGCAGCACGCGCAGGUGUGCUUUGCCCCAGACAGAGUGGCCUCCCGGAUACCCAACGGAGGAACCGCGCAAGCUCCGUUCUGGAAAUGACUUGUUUUCGUUUUUCUUUCUGGUUUCUCAGCUCAUUAUUUCUUUGGGAAUUAGGUCCUGCGCAGGGUUCCCACAGUUUGGGGUAAGAGACAGAAGCCCUAGGGUGGGAAGAUGAGCGGCGGGAGUUGGAGGCUGGAGAGAGGCUGGAAAAGAGGCUGGAAAGAGUGUGUAAGCAUCAGUGCACUUUUCUCCACCUCACCCCUGGCUCCUGGUCUGCCCUUAUUCGCUGAGUUUCCACACCGACUCUCUCUUUAUUUCUGUUUUCUCCAGGGAGCCCUACUCUGGAAGCUGUCAGUCCCAGGGCACUGGGGAGGGCUGAGGCCAACCAUGCCCAGCCUGCUGCUGCUCUUCACGGCUGCUCUGCUGUCCAGCUGGGUUCACCUUCUGAUAGAAGCCAACUCCUGGUGGUCAUUAGCUAUGAACCCGGUGCAGAGACCCGAGAUGUUUAUCAUCGGUGCCCAGCCUGUGUGCAGCCAGCUUCCUGGGCUCUCCCCUGGCCAGAGGAAGCUGUGCCAAUUGUACCAGGAGCACAUGGCCUACAUAGGGGAGGGAGCCAAGACGGGCAUCAAGGAAUGCCAGCACCAGUUCCGGCAGCGACGGUGGAACUGCAGCACAGUGGACAACGCGUCUGUCUUUGGGAGAGUCAUGCAGAUAGGUAGUCGAGAGACCGCCUUCACCUACGCGGUGAGCGCCGCGGGCGUCGUCAACGCCAUCAGCCGCGCCUGCCGCGAGGGCGAGCUCUCCACCUGUGGCUGCAGCAGGACCGCGCGGCCCAAGGACCUGCCCCGGGACUGGCUGUGGGGCGGUUGUGGGGACAAUGUGGAGUACGGCUACCGCUUCGCCAAGGAGUUCGUGGACGCCCGGGAGCGAGAGAAGAACUUUGCUAAGGGAUCGGAGGAGCAGGGCCGCGUGCUUAUGAACCUGCAGAACAACGAGGCGGGUCGCAGGGCUGUGUAUAAGAUGGCAGACGUAGCCUGCAAAUGCCACGGCGUCUCGGGGUCCUGCAGCCUCAAGACCUGCUGGCUGCAGCUGGCCGAGUUCCGCAAGGUGGGGGACCGGCUGAAGGAGAAGUACGACAGUGCGGCCGCCAUGCGCAUCACCCGCAAGGGCCGGCUGGAGCUGGUCAACAGCCGCUUCACCCAGCCCACUCCAGAGGACCUUGUGUACGUGGACCCCAGCCCUGACUACUGCCUGCGCAACGAGAGCACGGGCUCCCUGGGCACGCAGGGCCGCCUUUGCAACAAGACCUCAGAGGGCAUGGACGGCUGUGAGCUCAUGUGCUGCGGCCGAGGCUACAACCAGUUCAAAAGCGUGCAGGUGGAGCGCUGCCACUGCAAGUUCCACUGGUGCUGCUUCGUCAAGUGCAAGAAGUGCGCGGAGAUCGUGGACCAGUACAUCUGUAAAUAGCCCGGGGGGCCUGCUCCCGGCCCCGCCCGCACUCUGCCUCACAAAGAUCUAUGUUAUAAAAAUCUGUAUAAAUCUA
This is a messenger RNA of Saimiri boliviensis boliviensis (Bolivian squirrel monkey), 1696 nucleotides long. It is a transcript of the gene WNT5B, whose product is annotated as Wnt family member 5B. Gene Ontology annotation, cellular component: extracellular region. Gene Ontology annotation, biological process: canonical Wnt signaling pathway; cell fate commitment; neuron differentiation. Gene Ontology annotation, molecular function: frizzled binding; cytokine activity. The record is from RefSeq and is a predicted model, not a curated record. Lineage: Eukaryota; Metazoa; Chordata; Mammalia; Primates; Cebidae.